Molecule: messenger RNA, 1738 nt
Organism: Arachis stenosperma
Lineage: Eukaryota; Viridiplantae; Streptophyta; Magnoliopsida; Fabales; Fabaceae
Product: heavy metal-associated isoprenylated plant protein 37
Exons: 3
Coding region: 206-1459 (417 amino acids)
Molecular function (GO): metal ion binding
Source: RefSeq, a predicted model, not a curated record
GCUUGUUAGCUACUUAACUUAGUAGAGAGAGAGAGAGAGAGAGCAUAGAAUCUAUAAGUUUGUAGAAACUCAUGCAACAACCCCUUUUGGUUUUGGAAAUAGGCUCCUGCUGCUUAACCUUAUUUUUUGGUUGCAAACAGAAGUAGUGGUGGGGGUUAGAGAGAGAAAAGAGGGAACUUGUUUCAUUGCAAACAGCACUGAAGAAAUGACUAAAGAAGAAGACUUUAAGCUCCUUAAAAUCCAGACUUGUGUUCUCAAAGUGAACAUUCACUGUGAUGGGUGUAAGCAGAAAGUGAAGAAACUCCUUCAGAGAAUUGAAGGUGUCUACCAAGUUCAAAUAGAUGCAGAUCAGCAGAAAGUAACAGUUUCAGGAAGUGUGGAUGCUGCAACUUUGAUCAAGAAACUGGUCAGAGCUGGCAAGUAUGCUGAGCCAUGGUCUCAGCAGAAAACAAUUCAGAAUCCAAAGCAGAAGAACAACAACAACAUUGUCAAAGAUGACAAGAACAAAGGGGGGCAAAAGCAGCAAGGACUGGUGAAGGGUCUUGAGGCCUUCAAGAAUCAGCAGCAGAAGUUCCCAUCUGCCUUUAGUUCUGAAGAGGAUGAUGAUUACUACGACUACGAUGAUGAGGAAGAGGACGAUGACGAAGAAAUGCGAUUCAUUAGGGAAAAAGCCAACCAACUUCAUUUGCUGAGGCAGCAGGCAGCAGCAGCAGCAGCAGAAGCAAACAACUUGAAGAAAGGUGUUGGAGCAAUUUCUGGUGGUUCCAACAAUGUUAAAAUGAACAACAAUGCUGGCAAUAACAACAAUGUUGGUAAAAAGGGAGGACCUGGUAAUAACAUGGGACUUAAGGAUGGUCAUGGUGGUGUUCUUGAUCAGAAAACCAUGGCAGCACUGAAAUUGAACAAUGGCCACAUGGGGGGUGGUGAAGGACUCAAUCUUGGAGAAGCCAAAAGGGCUAGUGACAUUGGUGCAAUGAUGAAUCUAGCUGGUUUCAAUGGGAAUAAUAACAACAAUGUUGCUAAUAAUGUUGGCAGUGCCACUGUUCUAGGAGCAAAUUCCAAUGGUUUGGGUGGUUUUCCUGUUCUGUCUAACAACAUGGCUCCAGGUUCUACAGCUGCUGUUCUCCCAAAUGGUGCUUUUUCUACCGGCCAAUACCCAUCAUCACUGCUAAUGAACAUGAAUGGCUUCAAUAACCAUCCAUCUCCAUCCCCAUUAAUGAUGAACAUGAACAUGCAGGCAAGACAAGCCAUGCAGCAACAACCUCAGAUGAUGUAUCACAGAUCCCCGUUUGUUCCUCCUAACACUGGCUAUUACUACAAUCAUAGUAAUAACUACAGCCCUGCAAAUUACUCUUAUGCUUUGCCUAAUUAUUACCCACACCAGUGUCCAGCAACUGAUGAUAACUCUGCAGCACAUAUGUUCAGUGAUGACAAUACUAGUAGUUGUUCCAUAAUGUAAUAGGAUUGUGUAGAGCCAGAAAGGUUGAAAAAAGAAAAAGGAAAAAGAGGAACAAGGCAUGUUAUUUGACCUUUAUGUUCCAACUAGUAUAGAGUUUGACCGUGUGUGAUUUGGGUGUGGCAGAUGUGUGUGUUUGGUGGUGGAUCAUGGAUGUGUGACUGAGUCAUAUCAGUGUCCUGUGUAGUAGUUGAGAAGAUUAUGUUUGCCUUUUUUAUUUUUAUUUUUUUAAGAAAAGACAUACAUGUCUUGUGGCUUGUUCUAUCUCAUGACUAACUUCAU